AUGGUCACAAAAGGAAUUGUGCUUGGACAUAAAAUUUCGAAAAAAGGAAUUGAGGUUGACAGAGCUAAAACAGCAAUUAUUGAAACCCUGCCACCGCCGCACAAUGUGACAUCCUUGAGGAGUUUCUUAGGACAUGUGAGAUUCUACAGAAGAUUUAUAAAGGACUUCUCGAAAAUUGCAAGACCAUUGACUAAACUGUUGGAAAAGGACGCUAUAUUUGAACUAAAUAAGGAUGCUAUGAAAGCAUUUCAAGAUUUGAAGAAUGCCAUGGUCAUCAUUCAUACUGAUCAUGCGGCUAUCAGGUUUCUUAUGUCUAAACCUGAAGCAAAGCCAAGACUGAUUAGAUGGAUUUUGUUGUUGCAAGAAUUUGACGUGACUAUCGUGGACCGAAAAGGAGUUGAGAAUAGUGCAGCUGAUCAUUUAUCAAGGCUAGAUAAUGAAAAAGGACAAGAUACGACUGGAGAGGUGAAUGAAUAUUUUCCUGAAGAGAAAUUGAUGGACUUUGCAGGACCGUUUCCGGAUUCCAAAGGUUUCAAAUAUAUCCUUAUAGUAGUGGAUUACGUAUCAAUGUGGGUUGAAGCAGAAGCACUUCGAAACAAUGAUGCCAGGAGCGUAACAAGAUUUCUAAAGAAAUUAUUCACAAGAUUUGGAGUGCCACAGAUUGUAAUUAGCGAUAGGGGAACACACUUCCGGAAUGUGCCCAUGCGGAGAUUACUUCAAAAGCAAGGCAUACAACAUCCGGGAGGAGUCCCGUAUCACCCUCAAACUACCGGGCAAGUUGAGAAUGCAAAUAGAGAUAUUAAGGUCAUAUUGGAAAAGACAGUGACUCGGCAUAGAAAGGAUUGGGCUGACAAGCUUAGCUACGCUUUAUGGGCUUUUUGGACUGCAUAUAAGACGCCAAUAGGGACUACUCCAUACAGAUUGGAGAGGAUGUUUCAACUGAAUGAAUUGGAAGAAUGGCGUUUGCUUGCCGAUGAGACAUCCAGAUCUUACAAGGAACGAUCAAAGUUUUACCAUGGCAUGCACAUCAAGAAGAACAAAGAAUUCACUGAAAGAGAUAAGGUGUUGCUAUUCAAUUCCAGAUUGCGACUCUUUCCUGGAAAACUUAAAUCGCGAUGGACGGGGCCAUAUAUUGUUACAAAGGUUUUUUCUUAUGGAACUUUAGAGAUCAUGCAUCCUGAGAAAGGAACUUUCAAAGUAAACGGCCGCCAAGUCAAGAAAUACUAUGGGAUGCAAAAUGCGUAG
Ipomoea triloba (trilobed morning glory) is the source of this 1245-nucleotide messenger RNA. RefSeq lists its product as uncharacterized. Gene Ontology annotation, biological process: DNA integration. The record is from RefSeq and is a predicted model, not a curated record. The transcript has 4 exons. The coding region runs from base 1 to 1245 and encodes 414 amino acids. Lineage: Eukaryota; Viridiplantae; Streptophyta; Magnoliopsida; Solanales; Convolvulaceae. Gene Ontology annotation, molecular function: nucleic acid binding.